AUAGAUGGCGAAUCUAUGGUCUUCAAUCGCCCACCCUCAUGCAUCAAAACUGUGUUGUUAUUUCUAAUUGCUGUCGUAGUCAAUGAUGAUGGGCCUACUUGUGGUGGAUUUACUCUAUAUCGCGCUUAUGCACCACUACUUCGAAUUUAGCAUUACCGUGCACUUUGCGAUAUUCCAUAUAUGCACGGUAAUAUAACUAUACCGCGUCUAUAUGAAGAACAUGAUGAGCUAGAUUGGCGUAACCUCUUUUCGCGUUUUACAAACUACAACGGGAAUAACGACUUGAGUGAUGAUUUCUUCCGUGAGGAAAUUGAUGUGGAUAUGAGCGAUUCUGAAAGUUUCGCAAGAAUUGAUGUACCCGAUUUCAAAGAUGGACGGCGGGGACGUUUUAUGCAUGAUUUUAAAAAGAAUCAAUCGGCAAUUAUUGAUACCACAGCAAAUCGCUGUUUCAUAAUGCCACUUGACCGUGACACCACAUUACCACCAAAGAGUUUUGUAGAUUUAAUGCAAAAGAUGGGCUCGGGAUACUACAACAUCGACACUGAUCGCGUACGUCGCAAUAUGCGUGUAGUUACCCCGCCAGUAACUGAUCUCUCAAUGAUCUCAGAGCGAAUUGCAAACGAAUGCUAUGAUAUGAGAGUUUACAUGAUGGAGAACUACGUUUCAGGAGUAUUUAAACGUGAAGCUAUUCCUGUGGCAGAAACUGACAGGUUCACUGAAUUCAUGGGCAAAGGUGUCGUUGAAUUUAAUUUGAUAAAUAUGAAUGAUAUAGAGGAAUUUGAACGCAAACAGCAGUAAAAUCAUUCAAAAUUUGUGUAGAAAUCUUAUACGUUAAUGCCGGUGCUUGCAAGCAUUUUUGUAGAAUGUAGUUUGUAUGAUUGUAAAACUUGAUGUUGAUAAAUGGACGGCUAUAUUUAAAUUUAAUAACCGAAAACAAAAUUUAUUUUUCAUAUAUAAUUAAUUACUCUUAUUGUAUAUUUUUAUUGCAAAUUAUUGUAUGGAGGAUAUAUGCUAAAUAUUUUAUAUAAAUAUAUUUGAUUUUUUUAUUAUUUCAAAAUUAUCAUUACUAAAACAUUGUAUUCCAUCGACUUGUAUUAAUUUUAUUAUUACUAAAAAUAUAUGAAAAUUAAUCAUGAUUUUUUAGAUAGAUUAAAAAUUGUAUUUUAUAUAUUAACAUCCGACUUUAUUAUAUUCACUUGCGUACAUUUCUUAAAUAAAAUUGAAAUAACAAUCAAAAAUGCAUCAAGUUAAGCGAUCAAGUAUGGUUAACAAAUUCAACAAAAACAAAAAGAAAAUUUAAUGACAAACAAUUUGAGCAUACAAACAAAGCAAAAGUAUUGUAUUUUAAAAAACCCGAAAUAUCAAUUAUUGUGCAUAAGAAACAAUUGCGUACCUAAAAGAAAAUUAAUUGUGACAAAUAUUAAAAUCGUGUAUGUAAAUCUCAACAUGCAUCUGUAUGUAAUAAACUCGCAGUUCGGCAGAAGUAACAUCUGUUGGUAUCAGGUGGUGGUAUGUUCAGAAAAUUAGUAGAGUCUUCAAUAAUAUGACUACAUCAUAAAAAUCAAUACUAAACUUCAUUGUCGCACUGGUUAUACAUUAUAAUUAUUUCCUAUUACAACUUUACAAAAGAUUUUAAGUAGUAACAUACUUUAUAUAUUCCAAUGUACUAUAAUAAUUAUUAAAUAAAAUAUA
Messenger RNA from Bactrocera oleae (olive fruit fly), 1692 nucleotides. Its product is annotated as integral membrane protein 2B-like. Gene Ontology annotation, molecular function: amyloid-beta binding. The record is from RefSeq and is a predicted model, not a curated record. NCBI's taxonomy places the organism in Eukaryota, Metazoa, Arthropoda, Insecta, Diptera, Tephritidae. Gene Ontology annotation, biological process: negative regulation of amyloid precursor protein biosynthetic process. Gene Ontology annotation, cellular component: Golgi apparatus; plasma membrane; extracellular exosome.